CGUCGUAUUCCUUUCUUGGUAUCCAUUUAGCAGAUGCAGUCCUGUCUCACUCUCGACUGAGUUAACUUGGUACCGCCCAUCUGUUACACUACGAGGACAACAAACACACCGCCCGGAGCGCGAGAUUGUCCUCCGGGCUCCGAAUAUGGAGGGAGUCGGAUCGAGGCUUGGCCGGGCGUCUUCCCGCUACGGACCAUCUGCCGCCGUGUUCAGCGGUCCAGUAAGGAAGUGGAAGAAGAAGUGGGUCCACGUUUCUCAAUCCAGAUUCAACUACCACAGCUCCCACUCCCAAUCCAACGGCAGCUCUCGCCUCCUUCUCUGCCGCUGGACCCCUGUCUCUCCCAGCACCGUCUCUGAAACCAACUCCCCUGGCUCUGCCGACGAGCCGCCGAGACGGAAGUUCCGCUACACUCCUAUUGCUGUGCUAGAAGAACAGAAAAAGGCGUACAUUAAAAAUGCGGAAGAUGAAGGUAACAAAAUUCAGACCGAUCAUUAUCUGAAGCUGAACAUUGAUGAAGUUCCGAAAAAAGAAACUCAGGAUUCAAAUAUAAGCCAUUUGGAUUUGGGCUUGUGCUUGAAAGGCCACAAUAGCAACGUCGACUCUGUUGGUCAGAACAGAGAUUCAAGUGGGGUUUGGUCAACACGUUGAUGUUCAGCUUUUGCGGAAACAAAAUGAUCUGUACAAAUUGCUCAUGCAAUUACAUUACUUCAGUAUUUGGUGGCUAUUAUGGCCAUGGGACAUUGUACGGUCAACUAUCUGGACGUGAUACUGCUUAAUUCUGUAACUAAGUCGUAGCCUUGGUUUGUCUUAUAUAAAUAUCGAGGCUAGUAAGUUCAGUAGUGCAUAAUGCGCAAGCACAUGAUGACUUGAUGGUGGUGUUGUCUGUUCACGCUGUUUCACCUCUGAUGGUCCGUUUAUGCUUUAAUAUUUCAUAGCUUUCUGGUA
Messenger RNA from Carya illinoinensis, 946 nucleotides. RefSeq lists its product as uncharacterized. The coding region runs from base 146 to 649 and encodes 167 amino acids. The transcript is spliced from 3 exons. The record is from RefSeq and is a predicted model, not a curated record. Lineage: Eukaryota; Viridiplantae; Streptophyta; Magnoliopsida; Fagales; Juglandaceae.